CCGCCGUUCGAUACGGUCCAUACACGGAGUUGGGGACGACCUGAAUCACCAGAUUCCCAUUUCUAACCUAACCCUAUGGCGGCCUCCAGCUUUGCGAUGGCACUUCCGACCUUCGACUGCCGUUCAGAUCCCGAUUUCUCGCGGCCGGAGAUUCCUCGCUCCGGAUCUUCCGGGAAAUCGAAAUCGGGGAUACUUCGGACUGCAGCGGGGGCGCAAGGAUUGUCUUCGCUUAUUUUGAGGUUUCCCCCCAAUUUCGUGAGACAGCUGAGCAAUAAGGCUCGGAGAAACUGCAGCAACAUUGGUGUGGCUCAGGUAGUGGCUGCUUCGUGGUCGAACAACCAGGGCGCCUCUGGUUUGACUCCGGCGGCGGCUAACGUCGUCGAUGCGGCUGCGGCACCUGUCGCGUCGGUUGAGGUUGAUGCCGGUGUUGAUGAGGUGGUUGUAGCCGCUAAGGAUCCGUCGUUUGUUGACGGAAAUGUACAGAUUCAGGAUUUGCCUUCCUCGAAAUAUGCUUCUUUUUUGAGUUCAGAUGGCAGCAUGGCUAUUCAUGCCGGUGAAAGAUUGGAUCGCGGCAUUGUUACUGAUACAAUAACUACCCCAGUAUUUAAUACAUCUGCUUAUUUUUUCAAGAAAACUGCAGAUCUGAUUGAUUUUAAGGAAAAAAGACGGGAAAGUUUUGAAUAUGGUCGUUAUGGGAAUUACACCACUGUGGCUGCGGAGGAGAAAAUAAGUGCACUGGAAGGGGCCGAGUCAACAAUUUUGAUGGCGUCUGGAAUGUGCGCUAGCACUGUGUUGUUGAUGGCACUGGUCCCUGCUGGUGGCCAUUUGGUUACCACCACUGACUGCUACCGGAAGACACGGAUAUUUAUUGAGACAUUUCUUCCCAAAAUGGGGAUCACUGCUACUGUCAUUGAUCCUGCUGAUAUUGAAGGUCUGGAGGCUGCUUUAGAGAACAACAAUGUCUCACUUUUCUUCACAGAGUCUCCAACUAAUCCCUUCUUGAGAUGUGUCGACAUUGAGCGAGUGUCAAAGAUCUGCCACGACAAAGGAGCCUUGGUGUGCAUAGAUGGGACAUUUGCAACUCCACUUAACCAGAAAGCCCUUUCUCUUGGAGCUGAUAUUGUCGUACACUCUGUCACUAAAUACAUUGGCGGCCACAAUGAUGUUCUUGGUGGAUCUAUCAGUGGUCCUGAGAAGUUAAUUUCCCCUGUUCGCAUGUUGCAUCAUGUUCUGGGUGGUACUCUAAAUCCUAAUGCUGCAUAUCUUCUGAUCCGAGGCAUGAAGACGCUGCAUCUUCGUGUACAGCAACAAAACGAAACAGCACAAAGGAUGGCCGAGAUUUUAGAGGCACAUCCCAAGAUUAGGCGCGUAUAUUAUCCGGGACUAGCUAGUCAUCCAGAACACGAGCUUGCUAAGAAGCAGAUGAAUGGCUUUGGUGGCGUAGUUAGUUUCGAGGUUGAAGGAGACCUGCAUACCACUGCAAAGUUUAUCGAUUCACUAAAAAUUGCAUACAUAGCCCCUUCAUUCGGUGGCUGCGAAAGCAUAGUCGACCAACCUGCUGUAAUGUCCUACUGGGAUUUACCUCCAUCGGAGAGGGCCAAGUACGGCAUCUCGGAUAACUUGGUUCGCUUCAGCUUUGGCGUGGAGGACUUCGAAGACUUGAAGGCCGACUUUCUGCAGGCUCUGGAAACCAUUUAGUGUCUUGCUGCUGCUGAUUAUUUUGUAAUUGCUUUGUUUUCUUCGUAUGAUUUCGAGCAGUGUUUUUGCUCUGUCGUUACUCUGAGGAUCGACAUCCCCGAACAUAUUUAACCUUCAGAAGAAGGAAACGGACAGGGCAGGUUGAAUUUAAAUUCGUCCUGGUUUAUUUAAAGUUUGGAUUGCCAUA
Andrographis paniculata is the source of this 1885-nucleotide messenger RNA. Its product is annotated as cystathionine gamma-synthase 1, chloroplastic. Gene Ontology annotation, molecular function: cystathionine gamma-synthase activity; pyridoxal phosphate binding. Lineage: Eukaryota; Viridiplantae; Streptophyta; Magnoliopsida; Lamiales; Acanthaceae. Gene Ontology annotation, cellular component: chloroplast. The coding region runs from base 76 to 1698 and encodes 540 amino acids. Gene Ontology annotation, biological process: transsulfuration. The transcript has 11 exons. The record is from RefSeq and is a predicted model, not a curated record.